AUGGCUUGCCGUAAUAAAAUUUGCAAUCCACCACAAAAUGGAAAAGCGGAAGAUCUUCUAGAUCCAUGGGUAGAACCGGAUAUCAAACAAGCAAUGAAAGACAUGAUUUUAGACAACGAUACUUUGAAAAAAGAAAUGAAAUUGUUCAUGGAAAAUGUUGAUAGGGGCCUUAAAAGAGACACACACGACGCAGCAGUGAUUAAAUGUUUCCCAACAUUUAUUCAAGAUCUUCCUGAUGGGACUGAGAAAGGGAAAUACUUUGCUCUGGAUUUGGGUGGUACCAAUUUUAGAGUACUUCUAAUUAAUUUAGAAGAAGACAAAUGCGAAUCAAACAUUUUUGUAAUACCCGACGAAAUCUUAGUUGGUACUGGCACGAUGCUUUUUGAUUGUAUAGCUCAAUGCCUUGCAGAAUUUGCAAAUGCGCACAACGUACAAGAUGAUAACUUGCCAUUGGGUUUUUGUUUUAGUUUCCCGUGUGAGCAAAAUGGUCUAACUUCUGCAAUCUUGAAAAGAUGGACUAAAGGAUUUAACUGUGAAGAUGUAGUAGAUUCAGAUGUAGGAAAAUGGCUUAUGGAUGCCUUGGAACGCAGAGAUGAUAUAAAAAUUGACGUCUGUGCGAUUAUUAAUGAUACAGCUGGUACCCUAAUGGCUUGCGCAUGGAAGAAUCCUACGUGUCGAAUCGGGUACAUUAUAGGUACGGGCAGUAAUGCGUGCUACGUGGAGAAACUAUCAAAUGUUGAAAUGUAUGAUGGACCAGAUGAAGGUUCUGGUAGAAUGAUUAUCAACUUAGAAAUGGGUGCCUUUGGAGAAGAUGGGGCUAUAGAUUUUUUACGGACAGAAGAAGAUAAAAUCAACGAUAUGGAUAGUCUACACGUAGGCAAGCAAAUACAUGAAAAAUGUGUUUCUGGCAUGUAUUUAGGGGAAAUAGUCAGGCUGAGGACCCUUAAAUUAAUCAAGGGAACAAAGAAAACUGGUUUGAAAGCAAUUGGAAACAUUUUAAAGUCGACUUUAAUUUUUGAUUCAGGGGAUGCAUCUGCUUUUAAAAAAAAAGAUGUAUUUACAAGUGAAAUGAUAUCAGAAAUUGAAUCUGAUCCUGUUGGAACCUUUUCAAAAACGAAGAAAAUCCUACACGAAUUGGGAGUCAAAAAUCCUUCUGUUCAAGAUAUGUAUAAUUUCCGUUACAUUUGUCAAACAGUAUCGAGAAGAUCGGCACAUCUGGUAUCAACGUCUAUCUGCGCCUUGAUUGAGAAAAUGGGUGAACCGCAUGUGGUUGUCGCGAUAGAUGGUUCUGUUUACAAACACCAUCCACAUUUUGACCGCGUUAUGAGGGAGAAAAUUAAAGAACUUAUUGCUCCCGGAUUUACUUUUGAUCUUAUGUUGUCCGAAGAUGGAAGUGGCAGAGGAGCUGCAUUGGUGGCCGCUGUAGCAGCAAGAAAAAAAAGGGAAGAAGUAGUAUGA
Messenger RNA from Ceutorhynchus assimilis (cabbage seed weevil), 1458 nucleotides. NCBI's taxonomy places the organism in Eukaryota, Metazoa, Arthropoda, Insecta, Coleoptera, Curculionidae. The record is from the annotation of a GenBank genome assembly.